AUGGGAAAGAAAGGGUCAUGGUUUACAACACUCAAGAGAGCAUUCACCGUGCCGAAAAGCUACCAAGAUGGUCUCCAUGGCAAGAUUGUAGAAAAGAGAAGAUGGUUCCCAAAAUCAUCAGAUAAUGUCAACCAAACUUCGACUAAUCAUAGUUCAAAGGCUAGCCAGAACUUGGAUUCCAUUUCUGUCCAACGCCAUUUUGCAGCCACUCUCAUUCAGACUGUCUUCAGAGGCUAUCUGGCAAGAAAAGCAUCGAAGGCACUUAAAGGGAUAGUAAUGCUACAAGCUAUGAUCAGAGGUCAGAAUGUAAGGAAUCGAAAAAUCGUUGAUGUUAAAUACAUGCAUACUCUCCUUCAUGUUCAUAGUCGCUCAAGUGUUAAGCCAUCUAGGAGCGGGUCUCACAUGCCAGAUGAUCAGUGUUUUAUACCGUACACUUUUGAAGAGCUGAAUUAUAUCUUGCAAGCUAGAAAAGAAGCUAACCUAUCGCAUAACAUAAACGAGCUUCAAGAACAAGCUAAUUACUUGGUUCGGUGGAUAGAAGCAGAGCAAUGGAGGGUCCCUAGAGAAGUAGUUGAAGUUGACAGAUUUUUAUACGAGUCACGGAACCACCAGACCACACAAUGCAUCCCAAAUUCACCAAGCCGAAGAUCAAGCUACAGUCUCUCAGCUGGUCAACAAUCUGUCACACCAUCUCCAAUCAAGACUAAACCAUCACUGGUAUACUCUGAUAACUCAAGGGGCAUAAAAGGAGACAGAAAUGACAUUGCAACACCCAACUACAUGGCUACCACGGAAUCUGCUAAAGCAAAAACCAGAUCACUAACCUCACCAAGGCAAACGUCUCGAACACCACGAAUGGAACGAGUCAGCUUUGCAAAGAAACGACUAUCAUACUCUGUUCCAGACCCCUCUCACAAUUGCAAGGCUUAUUUUCAUGGCUACAAUAACUAACGAGUUGACUUUGUAGUCAGUAGUCACGUUAUGUAUUAACAGUACUCCAUAACAGUCAUUUAGUAUUACAUAGUAAGAAAGCAAGUGAAAUCACUUUCCUUUACUGUCAAACAAGCAAUGUAGAUGACCAAGUGAAAAAGAAGAAAAAGAUUAAAGCGAGU
Erigeron canadensis is the source of this 1112-nucleotide messenger RNA. RefSeq names its product protein IQ-DOMAIN 17-like. The transcript has 3 exons. Lineage: Eukaryota; Viridiplantae; Streptophyta; Magnoliopsida; Asterales; Asteraceae. Bases 1 to 951 code for a protein of 316 amino acids. Gene Ontology annotation, molecular function: protein binding. The record is from RefSeq and is a predicted model, not a curated record.